Messenger RNA from Galleria mellonella (greater wax moth), 1311 nucleotides. RefSeq lists its product as uncharacterized. The record is from RefSeq and is a predicted model, not a curated record. NCBI's taxonomy places the organism in Eukaryota, Metazoa, Arthropoda, Insecta, Lepidoptera, Pyralidae. Bases 1 to 1311 code for a protein of 436 amino acids. The transcript has a single exon.
AUGGCCACUGAUAGUGAAACUUCACUACGCGCCUCGCGAGGCUAUGUUAAAGGGGCGAUUACUCGUCUUCACAGUUUUGUUAGCAACGAGUCUGAAUUAGAAGAAAGUACCUUACAGGCCCUUACAACGCGUAAAGAAAGACUGCUCACAGCCUUCCGUGAAUAUGAAGGAUUUAAUAUGCGGAUUCUUUCAAUGCGACCAGAUGAUGACAAGGACGUAGCAGCUGUUGAAGAUAAAUAUCUAUAUACUCUUACCGUUCUUAAGGAAGUGAUUAGCCGUAAGACUUCUUGUGUAGAGGACUCUAAAGGUCAUGUUAGUACUAUUGCACGAUCAAAAACUAAGUUGCCCGUGAUUCAAAUGUCCAUAUUUUCUGGUAAUUAUGUUGAAUAUGUAGCGUUUCAAUCAUUGUUUACUUCAUUGAUUCAUAAUGACUUAACACUAGAUAAUGUUCAGAAGUUGUAUUAUCUUAGGUCUUAUUUAAAAAACGAACCGUAUGAUCUUAUUAAGAACUUACCAUUAACAGCCAGUAGCUAUGAUCAAGCUAGACAAUUAUUAGACGAGAGAUAUAACAAUAGGUAUCGUAUUGUAAAUGAACAUAUUGGUCAAUUACUAGACUUACCUGCGCUUGUCAAAUCAACCCCUGAAAACAUUCGAAAUUUUGUAGCGAGUCUUAAGCAGACUUUGGCUGCUCUGCAAAAUUUAGAUGUGAAGGUUGAAACUUGGGAUCCAAUAAUUGUUUGUAUUCUUAAUCGUAAGUUAGAUACAUACACGGCUCGGUCGUAUCAAAUGGAAAGAGAUAUUGCCGAGGAACACAGCGUCAAGCACUUCAUCGAGUAUCUUGAGAAGAGGGCACUUGCAUUGGAGAACGCUGCGCCGUCAACUAGGAUGCCAUCUACAAAGGCCAAGGGUUUAUCAAUCAACGUAGCGGCUACUGGUGAGAAGGCGGUGACGUGUCAUUACUGUAAGUCCAACAAUCAUAAAUUAUUUUCCUGUAAUACAUUCAAAUUAAUAACUUCUGUGGAACGCUAUAAAUUCUGUAAAGACAAUAAGUUAUGUCUGAUUUGUUUAAAUAGGCACAAUGGAAAAUGCAAAUUUCAUUUCAAAUGCGAUCAGUGCAAAAAGGCACACAACUCACUAGUUCAUCAUGACGAAUGUGACGAAGGUCCUGUUUCCUUAUUAUCCAAGGGCCACGAUUCUAAGGUUUUGCUUCCCACAGUAAAAGUGAAAUUAUUCACAAAGGAUAAAAAGACGAUAAUAGUGAAGGCGAUUUUAGAUACAGGUUACAAGCCUCCCUCGCUACGAGCAAGUUAA